UCGCUGUUGCCGCUGCGAUGCAUCAUUUAACGUUCGCCUAGCAAACCAGCAGCAACAUGGGAAAACUUAUUUUAUACGGUUUCGAUCCCAGCAUUCCCGUGCGUCCAGUCAAACUAACGCUGGCUGCUCUCCAGCUGCCCUACGAAUUUGUGGAGGUGAAUGUCUUCAGUCAGCAGCAAAUGUCAGAGGAGUAUCUCAAGAAGAAUCCCCAGCACACAAUUCCCAUGCUCGAGGAUGAUGGAGCAUGUAUCUGGGACUCUCAUGCUAUCAUGUGUUAUUUGGUUAGCAAGUACGGUAAGGACGACUCGCUGUAUCCCAAGGAUCUGCUGAAACGUGCCAUUGUCAAUCAACGUUUGUACUUUGAAUCUGGCGUCGUCUUUGCCGAUGCCAUACGAAGAACAAAUAUGAUGGCAUUUUGUGGAACUCCUGUGAGCAAAGAUCGCAUUGACGCCAUUGUCGAGGUCUACAAUCUAAUGGAAGCUUUCCUCAAGGAUCACGAUUACAUUGCUGGAGAUACUUUAACGAUUGCUGACUUUAGUCUUAUCUCUCCAAUUAGUUCCCUUGUGGGCUAUGUUAAAAUUGACGCAGCCAAGUUUGCAAAGCUUACAGCUUGGGUUAAGCGUAUGGAAAAACUGCCAUACUACUCCGAAAACGCGGUUGGAGCUGAAAUAUUCUUAACUGCUUUAAAAAAUACAAACUUUACAAUUGAAGAAUAAAUUCUUUAUCGAC
This is a messenger RNA of Drosophila albomicans, 729 nucleotides long. Its product is annotated as glutathione S-transferase 1-like. The coding region runs from base 57 to 716 and encodes 219 amino acids. The record is from RefSeq and is a predicted model, not a curated record. The transcript has a single exon. Lineage: Eukaryota; Metazoa; Arthropoda; Insecta; Diptera; Drosophilidae. Gene Ontology annotation, molecular function: glutathione transferase activity. Gene Ontology annotation, biological process: glutathione metabolic process.